This is a messenger RNA of Dissoconium aciculare CBS 342.82, 1913 nucleotides long. RefSeq names its product acetyl-CoA synthetase-like protein. Lineage: Eukaryota; Fungi; Ascomycota; Dothideomycetes; Mycosphaerellales; Dissoconiaceae. The transcript is spliced from 3 exons. The record is from RefSeq and is a predicted model, not a curated record. Gene Ontology annotation, molecular function: CoA-ligase activity. Bases 139 to 1851 code for a protein of 570 amino acids. Gene Ontology annotation, biological process: secondary metabolic process.
CAAACAUUACCGGCCGCCAAAUAUGGACGGCCAAGUUCUGCUUCACCUCACAACAUUGUGUGGCGGUAAGGCGAACACAUCUGAAGCGAACGAGCGGAGUUGUCGCAACACAUUCACACAUAUUGCCUGCGAGCAGCCAUGGUUCUAUGGAGAUCUGAACAACCCGAUAUACAAAUUCCAACAAACCUCACCACUUGGCAGUGGGCCUUUGAGAGCAAUGUGUUUUCACCGCUGAAGUACUCACGUCGGAACAAGCUGGGCUAUUACGAGGAUGCUGAGACCAAAGAACGUCUUGACUUUGUCGAUGUCAAGGAAAAGGCAGCUAGCCUCAGCACUGCGCUCGUGCGGCGGUAUGGCCUCCGCCCACGCGAUACCAUAUCAUUGUUCUCCUCGAAUAACAUCUGGUACCCGGUGGCGUUGUGGGCUACAGUCAGAGUAGGCGGACGGAUCAAUGGAGCCUCCCCUGCGUACAAUGCCGAAGAGAUGGCUUAUGCUCUGAAGACCGCCAAAUCCAAGUUCUUGUUCACGCUUCCCAAAGCGUUGCCAGUUGCGAUGGCAGCGGCCAACAUUGCUGGUUUGUCAAAGGAUCGUAUAUUCCUCCUCGAAGGUCAAGUCAAGGGUUUUACUACAAUCCAAGAGCUCAUCGAGGCGGGUAAGCAAUACAGCCCGGUUCCAGCAUAUGUUAUUCCGAGGGGUAUGAGUAAUGCACAAAUUUGUGGAUAUCUCAACUUCAGCAGCGGGACGACAGGUCAUCCCAAGGCGAUUCAACUCUCACACCACAAUAUCAUUGCGCAAUGCCAUCAGCUGCGACAAAUACAAGCCGUCGAACCUGGGCAACAGUAUCGGAUAUUGGCUGUGACACCUCUCUUCCAUAUCACAGGCUUGGUUCGAUAUGUUCACUACGCGCUUUUCAUGAAUGGAUGCUCCAUUAUGAUGUCAGCUUUCGACUUGGAGAAGAUGCUUCGUGCGACAAUCUCAUAUCAGAUACCAGAGUUGAUUCUUGUGCCGCCCAUCAUCAUUCGUGUAGUACGAGAUCCCGUUGUGGCAAAAUACAAGGAUGGCCUGCGACGCACCAUCAAGCGAUGGUCAUCCGGGUCUGCUCCAAUCUCAGCAGAGAUCCUCGAGCAGCUUCGAGCAUUAUUCCCGGAAUCAGGCUUCCGCCAGGGAUACGGAUCCACUGAAAGUACUGCAUGUAUAACAGCCCAUCCACCAACCGCAUACGAUUUCAAAUACGCAACAUCUGCAGGAAAGCUAUGCGCCAAUACGGUAGCAAAGAUCGUCGACCUGGAAGACCCAACGAAGGAGCUGGGCCCAAAUCAGCUGGGCGAGCUCUGGGCCAAAGGACCGCAGGUCAGUUCAAUGGGUUAUUUGGACAAUCCUCAAGCAACAGCGGAGACGUUCGAUGUCGAUGGGUUUUUCCAUACCGGCGAUGUUGGACGUUUUGACAGCGAAGGGUUUCUAUACAUUGAGGAUCGCAUCAAGGAGAUGAUCAAGGUCCGAGGUCAGCAGGUCCCGCCAGCAGAACUGGAAGACGUGCUGCUUGGCCACGAUGCGGUGGAAGAUUGCGCGGUAUUGGGCAUACCGGAUGACUAUUCAGGCGAGAAACCUAAAGCAUACGUUGUGUUGAAGCCGGGGCAGGUCGCUAGCGAGGAACUUGGCAGGCAGCUUCUGGGUUGGGUCCAGGCUCGUAAGUCAAGAUACAAGUGGCUGCGCGAGGUCGAAUUCACGGACAGUGUUCCAAAAUCGCCUACUGGAAAAUUGCUUCGAAGGAUUUUGAAAGCCAACGAAAGGGCGCCUCGAGCACGCGGAAUCUGUGUUAGAGAUGACGCGAAUGUACGCGCAAAAUUAUGAGAGAUGACCGGAGGAUGCCGAUAGGAUAGUUAUAGAGUCAAUGGGAUCUCGUGCAACAAUCA